Chara braunii is the source of this 2518-nucleotide messenger RNA. The record is from the annotation of a GenBank genome assembly. NCBI's taxonomy places the organism in Eukaryota, Viridiplantae, Streptophyta, Charophyceae, Charales, Characeae.
ACUAUGACAACACCACUUUUGAUGUCUACUAUGUCGGGCCGAACAUCAAUGACACCUUCUUGGGCCACACAUCAACUCCACGCUUCUUUCAGCGAAGGGAGAGUUUAAUGAAUGUCACAUUCUACCUUUAUGUUGGUUCACUGGAAGUGGAUGAUUUCAGAGAGCCCGUAGCCAAGCAGCUCGAACAAUCCAGCUCACUCGAUUUUCACGUCAAAGGAAAGGUGGUUGCGCGCGUGCAGUAUCUGGGCAUCACUUCUCCACGUUUCACGGUUUACGUGGACUGCAGUUUCAACGUGGAUCCUAUCCACGAGAAGGUUAGCCACGAGUCGUGCGGAAUCAAGAAGAUCAGAACCGGGAGCGGAUGACAUGCAUACGCUCAUUGCCCGCUGUGGAAGGGAAUUGAUUUCAGGGUAUCGUGAAGAGUAAGAUGGGUGAGAAGAUGCUCUCCUCCCCCUCCCCCUCUCCCCCCGUGAGUCGCGGCCGCAAGCAAGUUUUAUUCUUUCAUUAUUGAUGAUCUGCCGACUAUCAAUGGUUGUGGACAAGCAUUGGAGAGCGGAGCAGAGAAGAUGGUAUAUUGCAGACUGUAUUCAGCCAAACAGUUUAGCUACAUGCAUGCUGUAUUGUUCGCGGACAAGUCCACAUUCGUCUCCAGUCAGCUGUACCUGUGGCUGUGCCUACACCUGUAUACAAGCAAGCACAUCUGAAAUGUGUGUCCCUGCCCCCCCUGCCUACCCCUUCCUGCCCCAGUCUUCGCCUCCCUGUUACGUAUGGGCACUGCUGGUGGUGCAGAGCAAAGACACCGAAUCCGUGCGUUGGAGAAACUGUCAGUGUACAUAUCGCUGUACCUAUAAUUGCUCUAUCCGUAAGUCUCAAGCGGCACAUAUACAAUAAUAAAUUAAUAAUAUUAUAAUAAUUAAUAAUUAUAUAUAUAUUGAAAUUACUUGAAUCUUGACCUGCAACUGCUGGCAUCUACCUGUUACAUACAUACAGGUACAGAUCUUGAACCUCUGACCGGGACCUGACGAUGAACCUGGACCUGGCGAUGAACCUGCACAUCGUUCCGGGACCAUGUAGUUAGAGAUACCUCCACAGAUAUGGUGGCUAUGAGCCACCGUAAUGUUGGGGACCACAAGAAUUCAGCUCCAGCUGUAGGCUGUAGCUAUCCCAUUCAGCUACAGCAGUAGGUAUUGUGAUGCUUCUUGGGCUUUCCGUUUGCCGACUACUGCAGCUGGAAUUGAGAUGGAUGUUGGGCAUGGAUGAUAGGGUUCCGCUGGCACCGAUACGCGUCUACACAGCCGUAGGCCCGUAGCUAUCAUAUUUUCAACUACACCUGCAGGUAUAGCGAUUAGCCACGCCUACGACCGCAGCUGUUAUUGAGAUGGCUGCUGGCCAUGGAAGAUCGGGUUCCCCCGGCACCGAUUCAGGAGAAUGAGAGAGAGAGAGUUCCAUUUGGGACGUUCUGGGCGCACACGAAUGAGAUGGUCGCUGAUUUGCUGACUGGAGCCUUCCAUGCGCUCUGAGACUACACAGGGACCUUGUCUUCACCCAGAGGCCUGCACAUUUUCCUUCUGACGCUGGGAGUGCUAUUGCCUUGGGCCUGCAUUCCGAGUUUUCGAGCUUGGCAGUUGACGCUUCGGCAUUUGCGUAAAAAAUACGACUGAAAUGAGGGAUGCAAGCUUUCCUGUUGCUCAUGAUUCGACACGCAUUGGAUACUGGAGUCUGCAGCAUGAGCACUUGUUGGGGUUCAUAAGGGGUGAUGAGUCUGAUGACAUGGUGUACUUCUUCGCGGUUCUCUGGGAUGACGUUUGGCAGUAAUCCUUUAAACCACCAGUACUUCCUUCCUGAAGUCGUUCCCGUUAACGCGCCACGAUUUUAGGAAACGUACGGGCCACUACAGGAGCGCCCAAAUUCAUCCGACUAGAAGCGUUUGUUUCUACUCUAUGUUUUUCCACGGCCGAUAGCUGGGCCAAGUAUUGGUGUGGUGGUUCCGACAGAGAUUGGCAGAAGGCUGAUGAUGGUCGUACGGUGUGCGACACGAUGAAAAGUUGUGUUCUCUGCGAUAGUGAAGCCUAGUACAUCUGUUGGCGAUCGAUGCGCGCAAUCUUGAGCCUUUUUCUUUUCUUUUAUUUUCUGGGAUGACGUUCGGGAGCAAUUAGAAUAUGCGGGCAGGGUGUGGAGGUCGAACAGCGAUCAUCGUCAAAGAAGGAGGAAGAGGUGGAGAAAAAGGAGGAGGAGAAGGAGAAGGAGGAGGAGGAGGAGGAGGAGGAGGAGGAGGAUAGCAUCUUCACAGCUGUAGAUGUCUGCUGGAAAGAAGAGACUACUUUUCAAGCUGUUUACAUGUGCUCUCUGAGGGGAAGACGUCAAAUUUUGUUCCUUCUUUUUUUCUGUCUUCCCUUAUGCCCUGUUGCUUCUGAGACCCGUCUCCUUCAAAACCGUUCUUUUUUUCCCCCGUCUUCAGAACCUCUCUGUUAGGCACAUCCUUCAUUUCGGAAUUGAGUAGCAUCGAGCAGAAAAUGUA